Messenger RNA from Drepanopeziza brunnea f. sp. 'multigermtubi' MB_m1, 2199 nucleotides. RefSeq lists its product as uncharacterized. The record is from RefSeq and is a predicted model, not a curated record. NCBI's taxonomy places the organism in Eukaryota, Fungi, Ascomycota, Leotiomycetes, Helotiales, Drepanopezizaceae. Gene Ontology annotation, biological process: chromosome segregation; protein phosphorylation. Gene Ontology annotation, cellular component: mitotic spindle pole body; nucleus; cytoplasm. Gene Ontology annotation, molecular function: protein serine/threonine kinase activity; ATP binding.
AUGUCGGAAGGAGAAAAGUACGAUGUUUUAGAGAAGAUAGGACACGGAUCCUUUGGCAUCAUCAGAAAGGUGCGCAGAAGACAGGAUGGGCAAGUCCUUUGUCGCAAGGAGAUCAAUUACGUGCGCAUGUCGCAGAAAGAAAGAGAGCAGCUCCAUGCCGAGUUUGCGAUCCUCUCCUCACUUCGACACCCCAAUAUCGUAGGAUACUACCAUCGGGAGCAUCUGAAGUCCACCCAGGACCUGCAUCUAUACAUGGAAUACUGCGGCAAUGGUGAUCUUGGGCGCGUGAUCAAGGACCUUCAAGCUAAGAAGCAAUUGGCGGAGGAGGGGUUCGUCUGGAGCAUGUUUUCUCAGUUGGUAACGGCGCUAUUUCGAUGUCAUUAUGGGGUUGAUCCUCCGGAAGUUGGGAGCAAUGUCAUGGGCUUGGGGAACUCCGCAAAUCCUAAACAGCCCGCGAGCAAUGUCAUGAUCCUCCAUCGAGACUUGAAGCCCGAAAAUGUGUUUCUCGGCGAGGACAACUCGGUCAAGCUUGGGGAUUUUGGGCUCUCUAAGAUCAUGCAGUCGCACGACUUUGCUUCGACCUAUGUCGGCACUCCCUUCUACAUGUCCCCAGAGAUCUGCGCCGCAGAACGAUAUACCCUGAAGUCUGAUAUCUGGUCGCUGGGAUGCAUUAUCUACGAGCUAUGCGCGCGAGAACCGCCUUUCAACGCCAAGUCGCAUUUCCAACUGGUGCAGAAAAUCAAGGAGGGGAGAGUCGCACCACUGCCGAACGUCUACUCACCCGAACUCAACGCCGUUAUCAAAGACUGCCUCAGAGUCAACCCCGACCGGCGACCGGAUACCGCGACGCUUCUCAACCUUCCAAUCGUGAAGCUGAUGAGAAAAGAGAAGGAAGUUGUUGAGCUGGGGAGGAUGCUCAAGAACAAGCAAGAAUUAGCCGAGAAGAAACUGGAAGAGUCUGAGAACGUGCUCCGAAAUCUUGAGGCCGAGAAAGUACAAAUGCGACAAGAGAUUGAGUCUACUGUUCGAAGAGAAUGGGAGGUAAAAGCGCAGUUGGAGAUCAACCGCCUUGUCCAAGUUGAGAUCGAGAAGCUUCAGAAGAAGUUCGACCAGGAGGUAAAUGAGAAGGUUGAGCACGAGGUCUCGAAGCGAUCAAGUAUCCAAAGCCACGGAUCUGUCAGAGAUUUUUCUGGAUCUGGCUCAUCUGCGAUCAAUGAUAUACCACUGUCGUCCGUGAGCAGUGCUGGAGAUGAAGACUUCCCGAACUCGACCGGUUUGACAGAAUUGUCAGUAGAUUCUCCAGAGCCGGUCAGGGCUGUCAAGAGGAGCGCUCGCACACCAUUCAGCCGCGCCCAGACCAUGAAUGCCGGUAAUCUUACACCAAUGGAUAUUGAGAUGGCAGAACCGUCACCAAUCUCCAUUGCUUCUCUCUCGCUAUCGCCGCGCCGCAAUGGUGCUACUAAAGCUCCUAUCACUGGACGUAACAUCUUUGCGGAUGCAGCCCGAGCUGAAGCUCGAUGGCAACCAACUCUCAUGAAUUCCGACUCUGAAGACGAUGAUCUUCCUCCCGUGCCCUCCCCAACACGACCAAAGUCCUCAAAGAACCCUUUUAAAUCCCACGGCACUCGACCUCCUCUCCUCUCUCAGCGAACAGCACCAACUCAAAAACAAGUGUCGCAGUCUGCUAUAUUUGCAGCAGGCAAGACUAACACGGCUCCAACAAUCCCUACCCUGUCAAAUGCCCCAGAUCUGCGACCACAAUCUAGCCAGGCUGCUCUCCGCGAGCGUAACAACUCCCCCAACCGUCGACUAUCGAAGAUUCCAUCGUCCACGAACCUCCAAUCCCACGAUAGUGCCGCUACCUCUCCACAACGCAAGACCAGCCAGACGAAGAAGAAUGCAGACGGCGUCGAUCUCAACAAAUUAGCCGCCAAGAACAACUUGGCCACCAAGACACUCAGCUCUGUAAACUUGGCUCCGAAGGGACGUACCUUGGUGGAGCUAGCGCAAGCAAGGGCAGGCGGACGACCAAUGUCAGAGAUCUCUGACGGAAACCGCAGUCCCGAGCCAAAGGGUCGGGCCUUCGCAGCUCGUAUGGCUGAACGAGUCGGCGGCGAGCCACCAGUUUGGGACCCAGAGCACGAUGAGAUGCCCAGUCCCUUCCUAGUGCGGACUCGACAACCAGUCCGGAGACUUUAG